AUGUCUGCAGAUUUCUGGUGUUCUUCCCAGCGCAAUAAAUGGCAACUCAGCCGGCAGUCGCUUCUAGAAGCUCGAAGAAAAGUCCUUCUUCUUGAGAGGAAAAUGAUUCAAAACGGCCUUAUUAAAGACUAUCCCAAUAUCCACUAUGACUUUAACAUGCGGAUCUAUUUGCACAACUUGUUGAUCAAGCUUGGCCGCCGAUUAAACAUACGACAAGUGGCUCUAGCCACUGCCGAAAUUUAUCUCAAUCGGUUUCUCACUCGUGUUCUGUUGAAGGAGAUCAAUGUGUAUCUCUUGGUUACUACCUGUUUGUAUGUAGCCUGCAAGAUAGAAGAGUGCCCUCAGCAUAUACGAUUGAUCAUUUCGGAAGCCCGUAACUUGUGGCCCGAAUACAUACCGCACGAUGUUACCAAACUCGCUGAAUUCGAGUUCUACUUGAUAGAAGAAAUGGACCUGUAUCUUUUCCUUCAUCAUCCGUACAAGUCUUUAAUUCAAAUCAGAGACUUUUUGAACGAGAACAGCGCUGUCUUUGGCUUUACAUUAACAGACGAUGAGCUUCAGAACGCCUGGUCGCUUGUAAACGACAGCUAUAUCACCGAUUUGCAUUUGCUCUUGCCGCCUCAUAUAAUUGCGGUGGCUCUGAUCUACAUCACUAUAGUGUUGAAGAAGAAUCUAUCCGCAAUUCGUGUGAACAGUAGUGCGGUUAACUCCAAUGGAGGUCCAAAUUCAAUGAUGUUUAACCGAAAUCCGGACCAGAAUUCUAUGCAUAUAGACGACUUGAUGAUUCUAGCCAAUCCUUCAACACCGGGUUCAGACUUGGUUAACAAUCUCGAAAGGACAAACUUUCACGACAUGAAAUUGGACGAAGAGACUAUCAAGAUCAACAAGUUCAUGAACUUCUUGGACCAUUCGCACAUCAACUUGGACGAGGUGGUGGAGGCCAUGCAAGACAUGAUCAACAUCUACGUUCAAUGGAAUCGGUACAACGAGCAGGGUGUGAAGAAGGCAUUGCAGGUGAUGCUUCUCAAUAGACAGUUAUAA
Molecule: messenger RNA, 1041 nt
Organism: Scheffersomyces stipitis CBS 6054
Lineage: Eukaryota; Fungi; Ascomycota; Pichiomycetes; Serinales; Debaryomycetaceae
Gene: SSN8
Product: cyclin-dependent protein serine/threonine kinase regulator
Exons: 3
Coding region: 1-1041 (346 amino acids)
Biological process (GO): positive regulation of transcription by RNA polymerase II
Cellular component (GO): nucleus; mediator complex
Molecular function (GO): cyclin-dependent protein serine/threonine kinase regulator activity
Source: RefSeq, a predicted model, not a curated record